AGCGGGCCGGGGUGGGGGAGACGUGAAACGGGGCUGUGACGCAUAAUCCGAACGCGACGGAAAGCGGUUUGGUCCAUAUGCCGCGCCUUCGCCUUGUUGUGAGGGGGGACGAAGAAGGAGGCCUCUGCGCUCGGAGGGAGGCGGCGGCGGCGGCUGCAGUUCUGGAACAGGAUGUCGGGGUUUUGGGGAAACUCUCCAAAUGAACGAAGUGGCUUUUCUUCCCGGAUGUUGAGCUAAAGCAUUUUACCAUGGGCCAGCAGCUCUCAAGUCAGACACACACUGUUAUAAAUAAGCUGCCAGAAAAAUUGGUCAAACAUGUAUCUCUGGUUCGAGAAAGUGGCUUUUUGACGUACGAAGAAUUUUUGGGGAGAGUUGCAGAACUUAAUGACACGACUGCAAAGCUGGGUUCUGGCCAGGACAAACAUCUCUUGUUUGAAGUGCAGCCAGGCUCAGAUGCCUCUGCUCUGUGGAAGGUGGCUGUUCGUGUAGUAUGUACAAAGAUAAACAAGACGAGUGGAAUUGUUGAAGCGUCAAGAAUAAUGAACUUGUAUCAGUUCAUUCAGCUUUAUAAUGAUAUUACAAGUCAGGCAGCAGGUGUUCUUUCACGGAUGGAUGCUUCAGAAGGAGCUGCAGAGGAUCUAUCAUCUGUUGCUUCUUGCCAGGCCAGCCUUUGGAUGGGAAGGGUCAAGCAGCUGACUGAUGAGGAGGAAUGUUGCAUCUGCAUGGAUGGACGUGCUGAUCUGAUCUUGCCGUGCGCCCACAGCUUUUGUCAGAAAUGUAUUGAUAAAUGGAGUGGUCGUCACAGGAAUUGCCCUAUAUGUCGUCUGCAAGUGACUGCAGCAAAUGAUUCUUGGGUUGUGUCUGAUGCACCUACAGAAGAAGAUAUUGCUACCUACAUACUCAACAUGGUAGAUGAGGCUGGUCAGCCGCACAGACCUUGACACUUCUGCUGAGUUUGUAGUUUUAACAUUUCCUAAGAUUUCUUUAUCAUUGCUGCUCUUUGUUUUGCUCAUUUGUUGUAUUAGCUCCUGCAAACAAUCUUCAAAACUGACCACUUUUGUGAGAACUAGUUUGAGUUCAUACUUUUCAGUUUCCUCUUAUUAAGCUCUGUGAGUAACAGAAGAAAGUACACAGUGAAUUCUCUAAUAUUUUAUAAGCACUGGGAUAGCUAAUAUUUUAGUUUAGCUCUUUGUUGACUCGUUGAAUAUUGCACUUUGUUAUUGAAAGCUUUGGGGUAGUUAGAUUGUGUUUCUGGCAUUGCACUGAGAAGCUAUCCUUUACACAAAUAUGUGUGCUUGCACAAAUAAGAACUGAUGAUACUCCUACAUAUAAGUUUCACUAACUUCUGUUGGCCCAUUAUGUUAAUAUUUAACACGUUUGUUUGAAAAACUACGUUCUGUAGUGUGUUCUUUAUUCAAAAUUCUGUGAUAGCAUAUUCUUUUGAUCAGUAAUUAGCUUUACUGCUUCUGUUCGGAGAGAAUAAAAUUUUAGGCAACUUUAAAUAACACUAGCACUUCCAGUAUCUCCAUGAAAGUCAGAGGGUUGGAGCCAGCAAAACUUCCUGCAGACAGAAGGCUCUUUCAUCAGUGGAGAGCAGAGUUUGCCCACUGGCCAAAUCUAGUCUCUGAAAUCCUGUUUUCCUAAAAAAAAGUUUUAGGAUCUCAUUUGGUGACUAUGGAGGAAUUGGAGAAUAGACUGUACUAACCUCCCACUCUGUUUACAAGAGUGUUUUGGAAUUCUACUCCCUUGCUUUUGCUAGUAGAAUAAAAAGCCAGAUACAUUCAGUAGUAGUUUACAUUUGCUAAUAGAUCUACCCAUUCUUAAAGAUCUGUUUUUUUAAACGAUGCCACUGUAAUUCAAAAAAAGAUGGUGACUGAAAGCAAAUACAUGGUGCUUGAAUCCUUUCUGCAAGUGCAGUGUGGAUAAUUGUAAUGGGAAGGAAUAAUUAUAUAUGAUUAUGAUAUCUUUGCUUUAAGGUCGUAAGAAAGGAGAACACUGAAGCCUCUAGAAACCUUGGUGCUGGGUCUUUUAGCAAAGUGUCUUCUGGUGAUUGACCCUCUUGUUUUGGGCUUAUCUGCUAGCAAUAGUAAAUUAGUGCGGCUAUUUUAUAUUUCCUACAAUGGCCCCAAGCAAAAUGUCAUGGAAACUUGUAAUGGCAGUUUGCACAGCUAACCACCUGGUACAGGGACCUUGGAUGCUGUUUCCAGAUGUGGUUGGUACAGCAAAGCCAUUUUUAAUCUGGAUCUUUAAAAUUUAAGAAAAUGGGCUGGGACGUUUUUGAAAGCAAAUUAAUACAAUUGAGACCGCUUGAUAUUUUUAAUUAUAAAAUUGCUGUCCUCACUACAUGUUUACAGAUAGAUAAUGGCUGAAAAACAACAGAGGUUGGGACUGAACGUGUACACUUCAGAAUAUGGUGGCUUGCUAGAGAUUCUUAAAUUCAACCUAAAGUCAUUAAGAUGACAGAGAUUAUCUUGCUUCUCAUCUAAUUUUGUUUACCCAAGAAAAGAUGUAGUCAGCAGUUCAUUCACUAAACACAGAGAAAGAUUUUACUUUGAACUUUGUUAUGGUGCAAUCCUCAUGGAUUUUGCUUAGAAACAUUUCUCAGUGCAAACUGAUUUGUAAUGGAUUAUAAAUAUGAAGGGAGUAUUUCUUUCUUCCACAAAACUUAUUGUAUGUGUCACAACCACACCCAAUAUUUGUAACUGGUAGUGUUGUGGCAGAAGGACCUAUUUUUUAAAAAAACCUGCAUUUUGAAAACAAUAAGCCAUUAUUCAUUCUUCCCUGUUGAGGGAUUAUCUUGGAUUCACUGCAUAUUUUGCUACUGCAAGACUGUAGUAUUAAAUUCUUUAAACCACUUCUCUUAGUUAUGGGUAAUUACAAAUAGUCAUGGUAAACAUUAUGAAUGCUAGAGUUUGAAAAGUUGGAAUCAUUAAAAUUUCAGUUAUAUAGAUAAUAUAAAACAAUAGGGGUAAUUAGAACAAUAGGGGUAUAUAUAACUGUAAUAUCAGUAACAGAAAAGCUUGUAAAUAUGUGUAUAGAGAAUAUGUAUGUAAACAUUGUAGUGUGUAUAACUUUUUAAAUUAAUUAAUUUAAUUUAAGUAAUGUUCUGUGUACCUUGUAAAAGUGUAUGUACUAUAGGUCUGCCUUGCAAAUUAUGUAAGGAGAAAUUUCCUACAAAGUGGUUAAUUCUUCUGUGCCACUAGUGUUCCUCUCCCUGUGGCCUAUCUCCAACAUUGUGGAGUUGUGCCCCUCUGUCUCUGAGUAGUAAAGGACUGCCAGUGAAACUGCAGGAAAAGAAAAUUGCUCCUCAGAAUGUGAGACAAGGUACAGUUUCCUGCUGGCUGUAUUUGCCCAUGGGCUUUUGGCACAUGCCUAUACUGUACAUGCAAACAUAUGACAGAAUUACACGCACUGUGGUUACAAUGCAUGUCUACUAAAAAUACAACUUAACUGUAUAAAAUUGCAUAACUGACUAUUGGAAGAAUACUGGUUUAUCACCUGAAUCAUGAUGGGUUUUAGAAAUGAUUUUGUGAAUUUGAGAGCUGAAUUCCUGCUUUUAGAGCAGAAAAAAAUGCAUUCCUUUGUUUAGCGUGACUGUGAAUAUUUCCUAAGAGUUUGAUAAAAAGACUGUUAAUACCUAUAAGCCUUCUGAUGUAUUAUUGUUAUGGAUACUGUGCAAUAAAACACUUGGAUUUCCUUCA
Messenger RNA from Pogona vitticeps (central bearded dragon), 3701 nucleotides. It is a transcript of the gene RNF141, whose product is annotated as ring finger protein 141. NCBI's taxonomy places the organism in Eukaryota, Metazoa, Chordata, Lepidosauria, Squamata, Agamidae. The record is from RefSeq and is a predicted model, not a curated record. Gene Ontology annotation, biological process: protein autoubiquitination. Gene Ontology annotation, molecular function: ubiquitin-protein transferase activity.